AUGUUGGGAAACACAGUAGACGGCGAUGCCCUGCGUCGCACCCAAUCAUCAAUGUGGCAGCAGCAGCAGCCUAUUUCACAACAAACCGUCGAAGGUGGACAGCACAACCCUACAAGCAGUAGAUCCUCCGAUACGGAUGUCGUCCAAGAAGGAAAAUGGGGAGAGCGUGGCCAAGAAGAUGUCACGGCGCAAGAAGCGAUGCAAGAAUUCGAGUCUCUAAGGCACAACCUGAUGAGCCUGCACAAGACAAGAACGACAGAAACACAGGCAAGCAGGGGAAAUGCAAGCAGAAGAGCGAGCACCGCUGCUCGAGUUUCUUCAGCAAAGAAUCGCCACAAUGUUGACGAUGACGACUCCAAGACAGAUGUCGAAGCUGGUCCCGAGGAGAGCGAAGGUUUCGAAUUAGGCCAGUUCAUGCGUGAAGGUCAUUUCGAAAAGCGAUCCGAGCAGGAUGGAUCACUAAAGCGAGUCGGAGUUGUGUACGAAAACCUCAUUGUCAAAGGUGUUGGCAGCACAACAUCUUUUGUUCGAACGGUUCCCGAUGCUAUCCUCGGAACUUUUGGCCCCGAUCUUUACAAAAUACUCACUCGGUAUUUCCCGUCUCUCCGUUUUGGAAAGGCUCCGACCCGAACACUCAUCAAUGACUUCACCGGCUGUGUUAGAGAUGGUGAGAUGAUGCUUGUCCUGGGACGACCCGGUGCUGGUUGCAGUACGUUCCUCAAGGCCAUCAGCAACAGCCGCGAGUCGUAUGCUGCCGUCGAGGGAGAGGUAUCCUACAGUGGCAUUUCUGCGGCCGAUCAGAAGAAGCACUACCGAGGCGAGGUCAACUACAACGGUGAAGACGAUAUCCAUUUUGCUUCUCUAAGCGUAUGGAAGACGCUUGCAUUUGCACUGAUGAACAAGACCAAGGUCAAGGAAAAGGCUGAUAUUCCUGUCAUCGUGGAAGCCCUCAUGAAGAUGUUUGGUAUCAGCCACACAAGAGGCACAGUCGUCGGUGAUGAGUACACUCGAGGUGUUUCUGGUGGUGAACGAAAACGAGUCUCUAUCGCAGAGACAUUGGCCUCCAAGUCUACUGUCAUGGCCUGGGAUAACUCUACCCGAGGAUUGGACGCGUCGACCGCCCUCGAUUACGCGCGAUCGCUUCGCAUCAUGACAGACAUCAGCAACCGAACCACUCUCGUCACCUUGUACCAGGCCGGUGAAGGCAUUUACGAGCUCAUGGACAAAGUUUUGGUCAUCGAUCAGGGCCGGCAGAUCUUCUCUGGACCUGCCAAUAAGGCCAAGCAGUAUUUUAUUGACCUCGGAUUCGAAUGCCCUGAACGACAGACAACCGCCGAUUUCUUAACAGCUAUCACCGAUCCGACUGAGCGACGCUUCCGACCUGGGUUUGAGAACCGCGCUCCUCGAACACCCGAGGACUUGGAGUCGGCCUUCCGCAACUCGCCAAACUACCAGGAGCUCUUGGCCGAUGUUGCAGCCUACAAGGAAUCUCUUCAACAGUCAAACUAUGAAGAUGCGAAGAGAUUCCAAGGCGCUGUUCAGGAGGCCAAGUCAAAGCAUGUCUCCGACAAGUCUUCCUACACAAUCUCGUUUCCUCGACAGGUUCUUGCAUGCACUAAGCGGGAAGCUUGGCUUCUAUUUGGUGAUACUACGACUCUCUGGACUAAGCUUUUCAUCAUUAUCUCGAACGGUCUCAUCGUGGGAUCUCUCUUCUACGGUCAAUCGGAAGACACUGAAAGCACUUUCAGUCGUGGUGGUACAAUCUUCUUUUCCAUUCUAUUCCUUGGUUGGCUUCAGCUGUCUGAACUCAUGAAGGCUGUUUCUGGACGUGCUGUCGUUGCUCGCCAUCAUGACUAUGCUUUCUAUCGCCCAUCUGCUGUCUCUCUUGCUCGCGUCCUACUUGACUUCCCUGUCAUAGGUGUUCAAGUUUGCAUCUUUGGUAUCACUAUGUACUUCAUGACCGGACUCGAUGUUGAAGUGUCAAAGUUCUGGAUCUAUCUGUUGUUUGUCUAUACCACGACCAUCAUGGUAACGGCAAUGUACCGCAUGUUUGCCAGCUUGUCCCCUGAAAUCGACACAGCUGUCCGGUUCUCUGGAAUCGCACUGAACCUACUUGUCAUUUACACUGGAUACGUUAUCCCAAAGACUCAGUUGCUAAAGGACUAUAUCUGGUUUGGUUGGAUAUACUGGAUUAAUCCCAUUAGCUAUAGUUUCGAGGCUGUCUUGACCAACGAACUGUCCGACAGGAACAUGACAUGUGCUCCGUCUCAAACUGUCCCCCAGGGUCCAGGAGUUGAGCCAGGAUACCAGGGAUGCGCUAUCAGUGGUGCUUCGGUCAACGCACGAUCAGUUUCCGGAAGCGACUACCUUGAAGCUGCCUACAACUACAGCCGUUCACACCUGUGGCGAAACUUCGGUGUUGUCAUUGCCUUUGCUAUCCUCUACAUCCUCGUCACAGUAUUGGCAACGGAGGUGGUAAGCUUUGCCGAAGGCGGCAGCGGCGGUGCCCUGAUCUUCAAGAAAAGUCGCAGGGCCAAAGAGCAAGCGCGCGAGGCUGAGGCACCCGUUGAUGAUGAGAAGGCCGUUGGGAAUGGUGCCAGUGGCUCGUCCGGGGUUGUAUCCGAUCCCAACCUGGGCAGCGAGGAAGAAGCACUGGAGCAAAUUACUGACAGCGAGUCCAUCUUCACAUGGCGAGACAUCGAGUACACGGUUCCUUACCUUGGCGGUGAGAAGAAGCUCCUGAACAAGGUCAGCGGAUAUGCCAAGCCAGGUAUAAUGGUUGCCCUGAUGGGAGCAUCGGGCGCUGGCAAGACGACGCUUCUUAACAUUCUCUCACAGCGCACAAACGUUGGUGUUGUUACUGGAGAAAUGCUUGUGGAUGGACGAUCCCUUGGCACCGAUUUCCAAAGAAACACUGGUUUCUGUCUUCAAGGCGAUCUCCACGACACAACUCAAACCGUGAGAGAGGCCAUCGAGUUUUCUGCCAUUCUGCGACAGGAUGCAUCAGUCAGCCGUGCCGACAAGCUUGCAUAUGUGGACAAAAUCAUUGAUCUUCUCGAGCUCAACGAUUUGCAAGACGCUGUCAUCAUGUGUCUUGGCGUCGAGCAGCGCAAGAGGUUGACGAUUGGCGUCGAACUGGCAGCCAAGCCAUCACUCCUUCUCUUCCUUGACGAACCUACCUCUGGUUUGGAUUCUCAAUCUGCUUAUUCGAUCGUGCGUUUCCUCCGAAAGCUAAGCCGAGCCGGCCAGGCAAUCAUCUGCACUAUCCACCAGCCAAGCUCUGUUCUUAUUCAGCAGUUUGACAUGGUCCUAGCCCUGAACCCUGGAGGUAACACGUUCUACUUUGGUUCCAUGGGAGAAAACGGACAAGACGUUGUCAAGUACUUCUCCGAUCGUGGCGCUGUGUGUCCUCCUAACAAGAAUGUUGCUGAGUUCAUCCUGGAGACCGCUGCUCGACCUCACAGGCGACCGGAUGGCACCAAGGUCGACUGGAACCAGGAAUGGGCUGAAAGUGAGGAAGCUCAGCAGGUCCUUGAAGAGAUCGACGGCCUCAAGCGAGUUCGAAGUUCUGCAACAGAAGGAACAAUAUCCGCUAAGAAGGAACACUCUGAAUUCGCUGCAUCAGCUUGGCUACAAACCGUCGAGUUGACCAAGCGCAUGUUCAGACAACAUUGGCGCGAUCCUUCCUACAUUUAUGGCAAGCUCUUUGUUUCAGUUAUCUUUGGCAUCUUCAACGGCUUCACAUUCUGGAACCUUGGUUACACGAUGCAAGACAUGCAAAACCGCAUGUUCACAUGCUUCCUGAUCAUAACAGUUCCUCCUACCGUCGUCAAUGGCGUUGUGCCCAAGUUCUUUACCAACAUGGCUCUCUGGCAAGCCCGAGAAUAUCCCUCUCGUAUCUAUGGCUGGGUUGCCUUUUGUACAGCAAACAUCGUUUCGGACAUUCCUGCCGCCAUCGUCUCAGCAGUGCUUUACUUCGUCUUGUGGUAUUGGCCCACUGGACUGCCGACCGAGAGUUCUGUCUCUGGCUAUGUUUUCUUGAUGACACUCCUGAUGUACCUUUUCAUGACAAGCUGGGGUCAGUGGAUUUGCGCAUUUGCCCCUAGCUUUACCGUCAUCUCCAACGUCUUGCCGUUCUUCUUUGUCAUGUUCGGCCUCUUUAACGGAGUGGUUCGACCUUAUACAUCGCUUCCAAUCUUCUGGAAAUAUUGGAUGUACUACGCAAACCCCUCAACGUACUGGAUCGGAGGCAUUCUUGCAGCAACUCUGGAUGGCGCUCCCGUGCGAUGUUCUUCCGAAGAGACUGCCAAGUUCGAUGCUCCUCCAGGCCAAACAUGCCAAGAAUACGCAGGAAACUUUGCAAGUUCUGCCGGCGGUUACCUCCUCAACCCCAGUGCCACAAGCUCUUGCGAGUAUUGCCCUAUGUCCUCCGGCAACGACUACCUCGCCUCGCUCAACAUCAGCGCGAGCGACAAGUGGAGAAAUUUUGGCAUCUUCCUUGCAUUUUGUGUGUCCAAUUGGAUGCUCGUAUACUUCUUUAUCUACACAGUCCGUGUCAAGGGCUGGAGUUUCGGGUUUGGAAAAGUAUUUGGCGCUUUGGGUAAAUUGGUCGACUUGAUCAAGAAGCCAUUUCAGCGAAAGAACAAGGAAUGA
Messenger RNA from Fusarium pseudograminearum CS3096, 4653 nucleotides. RefSeq lists its product as uncharacterized. The record is from RefSeq and is a predicted model, not a curated record. Gene Ontology annotation, cellular component: membrane. Gene Ontology annotation, molecular function: ABC-type transporter activity; ATP hydrolysis activity; ATP binding. Gene Ontology annotation, biological process: transmembrane transport. The transcript is spliced from 3 exons. NCBI's taxonomy places the organism in Eukaryota, Fungi, Ascomycota, Sordariomycetes, Hypocreales, Nectriaceae. Bases 1 to 4653 code for a protein of 1550 amino acids.